Molecule: messenger RNA, 423 nt
Organism: Miscanthus lutarioriparius
Lineage: Eukaryota; Viridiplantae; Streptophyta; Magnoliopsida; Poales; Poaceae
Source: the annotation of a GenBank genome assembly
AUGGCGUUGGGGACACAAGGCGCCGAGGAGCUCAAGGUGCUGGAGCACGAUGCUACCGAGGCAACUGUAUGCGGCCUCCUCACCGGCGUCUUUGGCGGAGAGGCCCGCUCCUACACCGCCUCCUCCUCGUCGGAGCUGAGCGCAGCGAGCAAGGUGGGCUUGUGGCCGGCGGAGCGGGCCUUGGCCUUUGCCCUGGCAAAGCAGCGUGCGGCGGCGGAGCUUGUCGAUGGCUCAUUGGAGCCCUCGAUGCGGCCCUGCAGGCGGAGGGGCUUCACGCCAAAGCCGCCCAUGGGCCAUGGACCAGUUAUGUUGACAAGGAUGAAUGACCCAGUUCAAGCAAGUCUUCACCGACUACAGGUGGAAGACAGAGACUACAAGUGGAAGACAGAGGCUCAAUCAUAUAUGUUGUGCACAUCGCAUUGA